AGCCUUCCCGGGCAGGGGGAUCCUGGCCUGACGCUCCCCGCUCCCUGCCCCCGCCCUGGGUCUCUGGGGUCAGCAGAGCCACCCAGUGCACUGCGUUUAGGCAUGCCCACAUGGAGAGAGGCGACCACAGCGGUGAUCAUAAGCCCAUGGUGGGCAGAGGCCCUAUGGAGCCAAGGGCUCCGGCCGCCACCCCCGCUCCGCCACCAGCAGCGCUGCCAGGACUCGCUCUUCCUCCUCCUCCUCACACGCCGGCUCGGAUGAUCUCCUGCCAUGACUCAGCGCUUCUCGCAGGCUGCCGUGCUGGGGACACCGGCUUCGCUCGGGCCCCUCCCGACGCGUCCACCCCCUCUCGCCACCCACGCCCGCCCCCAGCCGCUGGGCCUUUCCCAGUGCGGCCGCCGCCGCCACAGCUGCAGUCAGCACCGUCACCCCAGCAGCAUCCGCCGCCUGCACCGUGCGUGCGGCCCGCCCCGGCCUGACCCCGCCGCCGAACCCGGCGCCAGCCAUGGAGCCCGAAGCCCCCCGUCGCAGCCACACCCAUCAGCGCGGCUACCUGCUGACACGGAACCCUCACCUCAACAAGGACUUGGCCUUUACCCUGGAAGAGAGACAGCAAUUGAACAUUCAUGGAUUGUUGCCACCUUCCUUCAACAGUCAGGAGAUCCAGGUUCUUAGAGUAGUAAAAAAUUUCGAGCAUCUGAACUCUGACUUUGACAGGUAUCUUCUCUUAAUGGAUCUCCAAGAUAGAAAUGAAAAACUCUUUUAUAGAGUGCUGACAUCUGACAUUGAGAAAUUCAUGCCUAUUGUUUAUACUCCCACUGUGGGUCUGGCUUGCCAACAAUAUAGUUUGGUGUUUCGGAAGCCAAGAGGUCUCUUUAUUAGUAUCCAUGAUCGAGGGCAUAUUGCUUCAGUUCUCAAUGCAUGGCCAGAAGAUGUCAUCAAGGCCAUUGUGGUGACUGAUGGAGAGCGUAUUCUUGGCUUGGGAGACCUUGGCUGUAAUGGAAUGGGCAUCCCUGUGGGUAAAUUGGCUCUAUAUACAGCUUGCGGAGGGAUGAAUCCUCAAGAAUGUCUGCCUGUCAUUCUGGAUGUGGGAACCGAAAAUGAGGAGUUACUUAAAGAUCCACUCUACAUUGGACUACGGCAGAGAAGAGUAAGAGGUUCUGAAUAUGAUGAUUUUUUGGACGAAUUCAUGGAGGCAGUUUCUUCCAAGUAUGGCAUGAAUUGCCUUAUUCAGUUUGAAGAUUUUGCCAAUGUGAAUGCAUUUCGUCUCCUGAACAAGUAUCGAAACCAGUAUUGCACAUUCAAUGAUGAUAUUCAAGGAACAGCAUCUGUUGCAGUUGCAGGUCUCCUUGCAGCUCUUCGAAUAACCAAGAACAAACUGUCUGAUCAAACAAUACUAUUCCAAGGAGCUGGAGAGGCUGCCCUAGGGAUUGCACACCUGAUUGUGAUGGCCUUGGAAAAAGAAGGUUUACCAAAAGAGAAAGCCAUCAAAAAGAUAUGGCUGGUUGAUUCAAAAGGAUUAAUAGUUAAGGGACGUGCUUCCUUAACACAAGAGAAAGAGAAGUUUGCCCACGAACAUGAAGAAAUGAAGAACCUAGAAGCCAUUGUUCAAGAAAUAAAACCAACUGCCCUCAUAGGAGUUGCUGCAAUUGGUGGUGCAUUCUCAGAACAAAUUCUCAAAGAUAUGGCUGCCUUCAAUGAACGGCCUAUUAUUUUUGCUUUGAGUAAUCCAACUAGCAAAGCAGAAUGUUCUGCAGAGCAGUGCUACAAAAUAACCAAGGGACGUGCAAUUUUUGCCAGUGGCAGUCCUUUUGAUCCAGUCACUCUUCCAAAUGGACAGACCCUAUAUCCUGGCCAAGGCAACAAUUCCUAUGUGUUCCCUGGAGUUGCUCUUGGUGUUGUGGCGUGUGGAUUGAGGCAGAUCACAGAUAAUAUUUUCCUCACUACUGCUGAGGUUAUAGCUCAGCAAGUGUCAGAUAAACACUUGGAAGAGGGUCGGCUUUAUCCUCCUUUGAAUACCAUUAGAGAUGUUUCUCUGAAAAUUGCAGAAAAGAUUGUGAAAGAUGCAUACCAAGAAAAGACAGCCACAGUUUAUCCUGAACCGCAAAACAAAGAAGCAUUUGUCCGCUCCCAGAUGUAUAGUACUGAUUAUGACCAGAUUCUACCUGAUUGUUAUUCUUGGCCUGAAGAGGUGCAGAAAAUACAGACCAAAGUUGACCAGUAGGAUAAUAGCAAACAUUUCUAACUCUAUUAAUGAGGUCUUUAAACCUUUCAUAAUUUUUAAAGGUUGGAAUCUUUUAUAAUGAUUCAUAAGACACUUAGAUUAAGAUUUUACUUUAACAGUCUAAAAAUUGAUAGAAGAAUAUCGAUAUAAAUUGGGAUAAACAUCACAUGAGACAAUUUUGCUUCACUUUGCCUUCUGGUUAUUUAUGGUUUCUGUCUGAAUUAUUCUGCCUACGUUCUCUUUAAAAGCUGUUGUACCUACUACUGAGAAACUCAUCAUUUUUAUACAGGACACUAAUGGGAAGACCAAAAUUACUAAUAAAUUGACAUAACCAACAUUAAAACUCA
Pan troglodytes (chimpanzee) is the source of this 2571-nucleotide messenger RNA. It is a transcript of the gene ME1, whose product is annotated as malic enzyme 1. Lineage: Eukaryota; Metazoa; Chordata; Mammalia; Primates; Hominidae. The record is from RefSeq and is a predicted model, not a curated record. The transcript has 14 exons. The coding region runs from base 506 to 2224 and encodes 572 amino acids. Gene Ontology annotation, cellular component: mitochondrion. Gene Ontology annotation, molecular function: malate dehydrogenase (decarboxylating) (NADP+) activity; NAD binding. Gene Ontology annotation, biological process: pyruvate metabolic process; malate metabolic process.